Messenger RNA from Truncatella angustata, 1055 nucleotides. RefSeq names its product SGNH hydrolase-type esterase domain-containing protein. Bases 224 to 946 code for a protein of 240 amino acids. Lineage: Eukaryota; Fungi; Ascomycota; Sordariomycetes; Amphisphaeriales; Sporocadaceae. The transcript has 2 exons. Gene Ontology annotation, molecular function: phosphatidylcholine lysophospholipase A1 activity. The record is from RefSeq and is a predicted model, not a curated record.
ACAAAUUGCAACAUCAUUGAUAUUUGCCGCAUCAUACCCGGAUAUGAUGACGUUUCAUCGGUUUUCUUGCAACUUAUAAUAGUUUUGCAAAUACACCCAACAAGGCUUUUGUGCUCCACUCGUAUUUCAAUAUAAAUGUGAAGGACGCCCGUAUCAUGGGGUUCUAAUAUACAGUCAUGUGAGUUCUCUAGUAUUAGCAAUUACCGCCAAUAGAUCAACGAAAAUGCUCGUGAAAUAUAGUCUGAUCACCGUUCUGGCAACAUCCGCGCUGGCUCAGAAUGCAACAUUGCGCUACAUGCCCUUUGGCGAUUCGAUAACGGAGAUCAUCUGCUGGCGUGCCAAGCUUUGGGAGAAGCUUCAGUCGACAGAGUGGGCAAAUGUGAACUGGGUUGGUUCGGGUACGACGGAAAACAACUGCAAGGACACGAAAUAUGACCAUGACAACGAAGGUCAUUCCGGGUUCUUGGCUAUCAACAUUGCGAAUAACAAGCAGCUGGUCGGUUGGCUGAAACAGAACCCUGCGGACGUGAUCACCAUGCAUCUUGGCACGAAUGAUAUCGUGCAGCAGAACAAGCCUGUCAACGACAUUAUUGCUGCGUUUUCUACGCUCGUGCAAGUCAUGCGAGAUAGCAACCCAAAGAUGAAGAUUAUUGUAGCACAAAUCAUCCCGAUCAACUUGGGUAACUACAACACGCAGAUUCAAGCCCUUAACAAGGCCAUUAUACCUUGGGCACAAUCAAAGAACUCGACUGAUUCGCCUAUCUGGGUUGUGGACCAGUUUACGGGCUUCAGUAGUGCUAGUGACCUUCGGGACGGGGUUCAUCCUAACGACGCAGGCGACACGAAGAUGGCAAAUAUCUGGUAUCCCGCUCUGGUCCGCGCAUUUGAGGUUGCAAAGGCGGCAAGUACUUCUCCACGGGAUGUCGGAGUCACCUAUGUAGCUUGAAGUGCCCAGCGCCAAACAUGUGGUAGAAAGUCCAGCUGAGAUGUCGAAUCAUGGAUAUUGGCAAACAAAGUAGAGUGCGCAGAAUGAAAAAUGAGUAGUUCCUUCUUAG